GGCUGUGAAAGGCUCGAGGCUGUGCUGGGAAAUGAGUUUUCCUCAGACUUGAGGCCAGGAGGACCAGCACACGGAAGGGGACGAAGAAUCCAGGGUGUGGCAGAAGACUCUGAAGGGAAGCUAAGGGGGACGGAUCCAGUGAGACGUCCGGGGCAACAAACAAGUUUCUGAAAAUGGACCGACCUGUGAGGCCCAGAUUGGCCUCUCUCAGUGACUUUCAGUUUGGAGCUGUUGCCACAGAGACGAUCGAAGACGCUCUGCUCCACUUGGCCCAGCAGAAUGAGCAAGCCGUGCGGGAGGCUGCGGGCCGGAUGGGCAGCUUCAGGGAGACCCGGAUCGUGGAGUUUGUUUUUCUCCUGUCUGAACAAUGGUGUCUGGAGAAAUCCGUGAGCUACCAGGCUGUAGAAAUCCUAGAGAGGUUUAUGGUUAAGCAGGCAGAGAACAUCUGCAGGCAAGCCACAAUCCAGCUGAGAGAGAAGACAGGGCCUCAGAAUUGGAGGGCUCUGAAAGAGCAGCUUUUCAACAAGUUUAUCCUGCGUCUUGUGUCAUGUGUUCAGCUGGCAAGCAAACUUUCCUUCCACUACAAAAUAAUCAGCAACGUUACAGUCCUGAAUUUCCUCCAGGCUCUUGGGUAUCUACACACUAAAGAAGAACUGCUGGAGUCAGAGCUUGAUGUUUUGAAGUCCCUGAACUUCCAAAUCAAUCUGCCUACUCCCCUGGCGUAUGUGGAGAUGCUCUUGGAGGUUUUAGGAUACAACGGCUGUUUGGUGCCAGCCACACAGCUGUAUGCAACCUGCCUGAACCUACUGGACCUAGUCUAUCUUCUCCAUGAACCUGUAUAUGAGAGCCUGCUGAGGGCUUCAAUUGAGAACUCCACACCCAGUCAGCUGCAAGGGGAAAAGUUUAUUUCCGUGAAGGAAGACUUCAUGCUGUUGGCAGUAGGAAUCAUUGCAGCAAGUGCUUUCAUCCAAAACCAUGAGUGUUGGAGCCAGGUUGCGGGGCAUUUGCAAAGCAUCACUGGCAUUGCCUUGGAGAGCAUUGCCGAACUCUCUUAUGCAAUCCUGACUCACAGCGUGGGAGCCAGCACUCCAGGUCGACAGCGGCCUGUUCCACCCCACCUGGUGGCCGGAGCACUGAGGGCUGCGACUUCUCCAACACAUGAGGCCGGCGGAAUCCGCCCAAAAUAAACAGCCUUCUGUCACUGCACUCAUCUCUCCCUUUCCUUACUUUCAUACUCAGCGUACGGAAGUUCCAAGUAUCUUCUGAACUGUGUUUUAUAUUCCAACUUGAUGCUUAUUUUUCUGCAUCAGAGAAAGAGUUCAGGUGAAUAAAGCACGUCCUCUUCGUCGUACCAGACUGAAAAUGUCCAAGAGCCGGGACAAGAUAUUAGAAUAUCAGUGAAAUUAGUUUAUUUUUGUUUAACAAGAUAUUUAUGGCUUUCCUCUUAACUGUUCAUUAAGGGAGAACAUCAGACAUGGAGAUUAGUAUUAACCAGGGGCUCAAAAACUGAGACCAUCUGGGUGACCUUGACUGAGCAUCAAGGAGGUAGCCUUUAUUUCCCCUUAAAGUUAAAUAUCUCUGUUCUGUUACUGAGAGCUACACAAAUAGGGCUUUCUCUACAGCUGUCUACUUUUCAUUAGAGUCUUUUUAAAAAACUAACACCCAUCUCUAAACAUGUUUCAGCAGACUUUCCACAUACCUGCACUUGAACUCGAUUCUCCCAGAAUACAAAGUACUCUAUUCUAGUUAAAGAAAAACCCAACAGUGCACCUCUGGGCAGUUAUCAGACUGCAGUAAAUCUUUUAUUACAAAUAACUAAAUCUCUCCAUAAGGUCUCAAACAGUAUCAAACACAAUUUCAUAUCUCUAACACAGAGCAGAGCAGGCAUUCAGUACUAGAACCAAGUGAGAAGUGUUAAAUUUCAAGCUUCUGAUCACAUCACGUGGUGACCAAAGCUUACAUGUCAUUUUCUCACAUUAUCCAACUGUGCAUCUCACACAUCUUGUAGUCUCAGUGGAGACAAAAGUUUCUAUUUCAUAUUCUAAGUGCAGGAAGUUGAGAGAGAUAAAAUCCAGUGAAAACACAUCAAUCUCAAUUCAACUCAGUCUAAAAAAAAAAAAGCAAA
Messenger RNA from Globicephala melas (long-finned pilot whale), 2125 nucleotides. It is a transcript of the gene CNTD1, whose product is annotated as cyclin N-terminal domain containing 1. Gene Ontology annotation, cellular component: site of double-strand break. Gene Ontology annotation, biological process: reciprocal meiotic recombination. Lineage: Eukaryota; Metazoa; Chordata; Mammalia; Artiodactyla; Delphinidae. The record is from RefSeq and is a predicted model, not a curated record.